AUGACUGCCUCGCUGCAAAGCCUUGGGCCGAUGCUGCUGCUCUCCUGGACAGUAUUGCUGAUCAGCACUGCGGCUGCUUCCCAGAAUCAAGAACGGUUAUGUGCAUUUAAAGAUCCAUAUCAGCAAGAUCCAGGAAUUGGUGAGAGUCGUAUAUCCCAUGAAAAUGGCACUGUUUUAUGUUCAAAGGGUAGCAUCUGCUAUGGACUUUGGGAAAAAUCCAAAGGGGACAUAAAUCUCGUGAAACAAGGGUGUUGGUCUCACAUUGGAGAUCCUGAAGAAUGUCAUUCUGAAGAAUGUGUUGUAACAACUACCCCUCCCUCAAUUCAGAAUGGAACGUACCGUUUCUGUUGUUGCAGAACAGACUUAUGUAAUGUCAACUUCACUGAGAACUUUCCACCUCCAGACACCACACCUUUGAGUCCUCCUCAUUCAUUUCACCGAGAUGAAACAAUAGUAAUUGUCUUGGCAUCAGUCUCUGUAUUAGCUGUUUUGAUAGCUGCCCUGUUCUUUGGCUAUAGGAUGCUGGCAGGGGAUCGUAAGCAAGGUCUUCACAGUAUGAAUAUGAUGGAAGCAGCAGCCUCUGAGCCUUCUCUGGACCUAGAUAAUCUAAAACUUCUGGAGCUGAUUGGUCGAGGACGAUAUGGGGCAGUGUAUAAAGGUUCUUUGGAUGAGCGUCCAGUAGCUGUAAAAGUUUUUUCUUUUGCCAAUCGUCAAAACUUUAUCAAUGAGAGGAACAUUUAUCGAAUUCCUCUUAUGGACCAUGACAACAUUGCUCGCUUCAUUGUUGGAGAUGAAAGAUUUACUGCUGAUGCACGAAUGGAAUAUUUGUUGGUUAUGGAGUAUUAUCCUAAUGGUUCUUUGUGCAAGUAUUUGAGUCUUCAUACCAGUGAUUGGGUAAGCUCUUGUCGUUUGGCACAUUCUGUGACCAGAGGCCUGGCAUACCUUCAUACAGAAUUACCAAGAGGAGAUCAUUACAAACCUGCAAUUUCCCAUCGAGACUUAAACAGCCGAAAUGUUCUUGUAAAGAAUGAUGGAACCUGUGUCAUUAGUGACUUCGGAUUAUCUAUGAGGCUAACAGGAAAUAGACUUGUCCGCCCUGGGGAAGAGGACAAUGCAGCAAUAAGUGAGGUUGGUACAAUCCGAUAUAUGGCACCAGAAGUGCUAGAAGGAGCCGUAAACCUGAGGGACUGUGAAUCAGCUCUAAAACAAGUGGACAUGUAUGCACUUGGCCUAAUCUACUGGGAAAUAUUUAUGAGAUGUACUGACCUCUUCCCAGCAGGCGAGUCUGUGCCAGAGUACCAGAUGGCCUUCCAGACAGAAGUAGGGAACCGUCCCACUUUUGAAGACAUGCAAGUCCUGGUGUCUAGGGAAAAACAGCGGCCCAGAUUCCCAGAAGCCUGGAAGGAAAACAGCCUGGCUGUAAGAUCACUAAAGGAGACAAUCGAAGACUGUUGGGACCAGGAUGCAGAGGCUCGGCUUACUGCUCAGUGUGCUGAGGAGAGGAUGGCCGAACUCAUGAUGAUUUGGGAAAGGAACAAAUCAGUCAGUCCAACAGUCAAUCCAAUGUCUACUGCUAUGCAGAAUGAACGCAACCUGUCACAUAACAGGCGUGUGCCAAAGAUUGGCCCUUAUCCAGAUUAUUCAUCUUCCUCAUACAUAGAAGACUCCAUCCACCACCCUGACAGCAUUGUAAAGAACAUUUCCUUAGAACAUUCAGUGUCUAGUAGCACACCUUUAACCGUAGGCGAAAAGAACCGAAAUUCAAUUAACUAUGAGCGACAGCAAGCCCAGGCUCGUAUUCCCAGUCCUGAAACGAGCGUCACCAGCUUGUCCACAAACACCACCACCACGAACACCACCGGCCUUACUCCUAGCACCGGCAUGACCACCAUCUCGGAGAUGCCCUACUCCGAUGACACCAACGUCCACGCCGCCCAUGGGGCUCCGCCGGCGGGGCCGACCCCCGUGUGCCUGCAGCUCACCGAAGAAGACUUGGAGACCAACAAGCUGGACCCGAAGGAGGUCGACAAGAAUCUGAAGGAGAGCUCCGACGAGAACCUCAUGGAGCACUCGCUGAAGCAGUUCAGCGGCCCCGACCCGCUGAGCAGCACCAGCUCCAGCCUGCUCUACCCCCUCAUCAAGCUGGCCGUGGAGGGCUCCGGGCCGCAGGACUUCGGGCCGGCCGCUAACGGCCAGGUGUGCCUCCUCCCCAACGUCCCGCCGGCCCAGAUCUACCCCCUUCCCAAGCAGCAGAACCUUCCCAAGAGACCCACCAGCCUCCCCCUCAACACCAAAAACUCCACCAAAGAGCCCCGGCUCAAAUUCGGCAGCAAGCACAAAUCAAACUUGAAGCAAGUGGAGACGGGAGUCGCCAAGAUGAACACCAUCAACGCCGCCGAACCUCACGUGGUAACGGUCACCAUGAACGGUGUGGCAGGCAGAAGCCACGGUGUGAGCACCCACGUCCCCGCCGCCCCCUACGCCAACGGCGCGGUGCCCUCGGGCCAGGCCCCGGGCUCUGCCGCGCACCGAGCCCAGGACGUGCUGCAGAACCAGUUCAGUGGGGAGGACGGCCGGCUGACCAUCAACUCGAGCCCCGACGAGCACGAGCCUCUGCUGAGGCGGGAGCAGCAGGCCGGCCACGACGAAGGCGUCCUGGACCGCCUGGUGGACAGGAGGGAGCGGCCCCUGGAAGGCGGGCGGACAAACUCCAACAACAACAACAGCAACCCGUGCCCAGGGCAAGACGUGCUCCGCGUGGGCCCGGGCACCGAUCCGGGCCAGGCCAAGCCCAGAAGAGCCCAGAGGCCCAACUCCUUGGACCUGUCAGCCACCAACGCACUGGACAGCUGCGCUCUGCAGCUAGGUGAGUCAUCACAAGAUGGCAAGCCAGGAUCGGGUGAAAAGAUCAAGAAACGUGUGAAAACCCCCUAUUCCCUUAAGCGGUGGCGCCCUUCUACCUGGGUCAUCUCCACGGAACCACUGGACUGUGAGGUCAAUAACAAUGGCGGUGACAGGGCCACUCAUUCCAAAUCCAGCACUGCUGUUUACCUUGCAGAGGGGGGCACUGCCACAACCAGGGUGUCUCAAGAUACAGGAAUGAACUGUCUGUGAAGUAUCUCCCAAGCCUACCCAGAAAAGGACUUUUUUUUUCAUCAUUUAAAACAAACAUACAGAAGACAUUUAAAAAAAAAAAAAAAGAACAACUUUAUCCUCCUGUCAGCUCCCCCUACCAAGGACUUGCUUUAAAUAGAUUUCAGCUAUGCAGAAAUUUUUUUAGCUUAUGCUUCCAUAUUUUUUAAG
Gracilinanus agilis (Agile Gracile Mouse Opossum) is the source of this 3303-nucleotide messenger RNA. RefSeq names its product bone morphogenetic protein receptor type 2 (gene BMPR2). The record is from RefSeq and is a predicted model, not a curated record. Gene Ontology annotation, cellular component: signaling receptor complex; plasma membrane. The transcript is spliced from 13 exons. Gene Ontology annotation, biological process: protein phosphorylation; cellular response to growth factor stimulus; BMP signaling pathway. Bases 1 to 3114 code for a protein of 1037 amino acids. NCBI's taxonomy places the organism in Eukaryota, Metazoa, Chordata, Mammalia, Didelphimorphia, Didelphidae. Gene Ontology annotation, molecular function: transforming growth factor beta receptor activity; ATP binding.